This is a messenger RNA of Castor canadensis (American beaver), 969 nucleotides long. It is a transcript of the gene Or51f2, whose product is annotated as olfactory receptor family 51 subfamily F member 2. NCBI's taxonomy places the organism in Eukaryota, Metazoa, Chordata, Mammalia, Rodentia, Castoridae. The record is from RefSeq and is a predicted model, not a curated record. Gene Ontology annotation, cellular component: plasma membrane. Gene Ontology annotation, molecular function: olfactory receptor activity; G protein-coupled receptor activity. Gene Ontology annotation, biological process: G protein-coupled receptor signaling pathway.
UCUUCUCAGUCCUUCACUAUGAUGGUCCUCAAUAACACCAAUGCUUAGCCUUUGAUCUUCUUCCUGACUGGUAUCCCAGGCCUGAAAGCAGCCCAGGUCUGGUUCUCCAUUCCCUUUUGUCUUCUGUAUGCCAUUGCAGUCUCUGGAAACAGCUUGAUCCUGAUGGUGGUCUUCUAUGAGCAGAGCCUUCAUGAGCCUAUGUAUUAUUUCCUUUCCAUGCUUUCAGUCAUAGACCUGAGCUUGUCCUUGUUUACACUUUCUACUACCCUUGGCGUCCUCUGGUUUGAAGCCAGAGAGAUCAACUUAAAUGCUUGCAUUGCCCAGAUGUUCUUUCUCCAUGGGUUUACUUUCAUGGAGUCUGGGGUUCUGCUAGCCAUGGCCUUUGAUCGUUUUGUGGCCAUCUGUGACCCACUGAGAUGUACCACCAUCCUUACCAAUGCCAAGAUUGCCCAGAUUGGGUUGAUCCUGUUGAUAAGAAAUGUUGCUGUCAUGUUGCCAGUUGUGCUCUUUGUCAAGAAGUUAUCCUUCUGCAGUUCUCUGAUCCUUUCACACUCUUACUGCUACCAUGUUGACCUCAUUCAGCUCUUAUGCACUGACAACAGAAUAAACAGCAUCCUUGGAUUGUUUGCACUAUUCUCCACUACAGGGUUUGACUGCCCCUCCAUCUUGAUCUCCUAUAUUCUGAUCGUUCGAUCUGUCCUCAGCAUUGCUUCCUCAGAGGAGCGACAGAAAGCCUUUAAUACCUGCAUAUCCCACAUCAGCGCUGUUGCCAUCUUCUGCAUCCCUCUCAUCAGCUUGUCUCUUGUCCACCGCUAUGGCCAUUCAGCGUCUCCAUUUGUUCACACCAUCAUGGUUAAUGUAUUUCUGCUUAUUCCUCCUGUACUCAACCCUAUUAUCUACAGUGUGAAGACUAAGCAGAUUCGAAAGGCUAUUAUCAAGAUGUUAAUUCAGAAGCAGGGACAAUUCUAA